UUGGUCACUUCGUCCUCGAACGUCGAGCUCGGUCACUCGGUGUCGGUCUGUCGAUGGUCGGCUGGCUCGACAACCGCUGUGAUAUUUAGCCGUACUCGGCCAAGUUUUAAAAUCUACAAUUAGUUUGAGAUGACAAAGAACAACAGGUUGCGCGCCAGCAAGUGAUCAUGGGUAAACGUGGUAAAACGGCGGCCAAUCACCAGUUUCAAACGGGAUUUGUGCAUGAUAGGUCACGAUCAUUCUCGUUCGAUUCGCCUGAUUUCUUACACCGGCACCAUCGACGUGGACAAGGCAACGUAGUGUCUCGCUGCUCGUUCUUGGGAAACAAAGGCAAGAUGUACCCGUGCAUCGCGAACACGUCCCGAGUGGAUACUUCGUACAACAGAUCGUCGCCGUGUUACAUAGUUCCCAGCACGAAGCUGAAAAACGUGGUCUGCAUCUUCUGCAAAAGCAAGUUCUACGUGCCAGACAUAUCAAACCUGAAUCUCAAUGGGUCGAUAUCGAAAGGAACUCUAAUACCUCUGCUGUUGGAUUGUGGACAUCCAGCAUGCAGUAAAUGUUUCAAUCUAAACAAAAUUAAAUGUUGCCCUUUAUGUAAUAAAGUUGGUGUGGAUAACAUUCAGCCUUUGCUUCCAUUAAAUUUAUAUGCGCUAGGACUGAUUAUUUCGUCUUCUCAUCGUCCACUGCAGAUUGACGAUGAAGAGUUCUUAUUUUGUCACAAAUUAUCUGCACAAUCACGAGAUAUAGCAAAUAAAGGAUGUUGUCAUGAAUGUGGGACUCGGGCUAAUAUAAAGUGUCUGCAAUGUAAAGUUCUCUAUUGUUCCUGCUGUUAUUCAAAAAUCCAUGGAAGGGCAUUACAAAGUCACACACAAAUUCCAUUGGAUAAGAGAGAUAAUCCAGCUGUUAUCUUAAAUAGCUGUUCGCCCGAAUGUUCAGAAAUGUUAAACUAUUUUUGUAAUGACUGUAAUGUGGCUUGUUGUUCAAAUUGCACUUUGUGCUUGCACAAACUACAUAAUUAUAUAGCAUUAUCAGAGAAGAACUGGAGCCUGGUAAACGAAUUCAACGAGACUUACAUGAACAUCGAGGACACAAUGCUUCGAGUUUGCCAGACGAAAGAGAAAGUAAAUUCGGUGAUUACGUCCAAUAUUGACAACCUGCAAAAUAGCGAAGCCAUCGAGGCAUCAAUCACUCAACAUUUCGCGUAUCUGCACGGCAUUCUUCAAAACAUGGAAGCGAAAUUGAUAAAUCAGCUGCAACAGCAAAAUAAGGACCUCAAACUGAAUUUAGAAGGCAUACAAACACAGCUUAGAUCGCAGGAGGACAAGUUGAAGCUGACAAUGCAGAUGGCUAGAUACGCGAAAGACUUCUUCCACAAGGUGGACAUACGAAACGUAAUAAACAUCCUCACGGAUAUGGCGGAUCUCCCUUGCCAUCUGAUGUACAAAGAUGCGGGCCAGAACUACAAAGCAAAGUUUAUCAUCGAUGACUCAAUCAUUGAAGCUAUAGAAAAUCACUGUACACUCGAAGUGCCACUAGUCUCGGCCUACAGCCUUCUAAGAAAAGAUGAACUACCUAAGAAUUACAUAAUGUCGCCUUUACCAAAGAAAUCACGUACAAAAAUCAUUGAGAUACCGCCUGUACCAUCUAUAUUUGUACCAUCUAUAUUAUCUGCACAAUCAUCACCACGUGAAGCGUCACCAUCGACAUUCAUCAAGACAGAAGAUAAAGAGGAGGAAAGCAUUUCCGAGUUUAAAGUAGAGGUGUCGUACGCUGUUAAUCCAUCAUUGUUCUACGUCCAAAAAGUAGCCAUGAAAGCGGACUUUAUGCAGUUGGAGAAAGAAUUAUUGUCACACGGAAACAAAUGCCGGGAUCUGCCGAAUCCGAUUAAUAUUAAAGAAGGUGACAUGUGUAUCGUUGAACAAUGGAAAACCGGGUGGUACCGGGCACGCGUGAAGCUAGUGACUAAAAAUAAAAAUGGCGAAACGGUGUACAAUGUACUUUACAUAGACUAUGGUUACGAAGAGUAUAAUAUAAAAGCCUCAAGAGUGCGAGAAAUUGCUGAGCAUCUACAAAUAUUGCCACCGCAAGCAAUUCGAUGCAGCUUAUAUGGCAUCGUGCCCAAAAAUAUGAACAAAUGGACACACGAGAGCACGAACGAUUUCUUGAAACUGAUCAACGAAGCCGAUUGUACGAUGUCUGUCAUUAAAUCCACUCCUGACAUGCUGUACGUCGACCUGUGCUAUAUCCUAAGGAAUAAUAACGUGGGCCCACAGUCAAUGUGUAGCACUAUGAAAAUUAUGGACCACGCGCGUUUGGAUAUAACGCGUUCACAGAAAAAUACUUAUAUUUAUGAGAAAGAAGAACUUCCGUUAAAUAAAACAACAACAGUUAAUGUUACUUGGAUUGAGUCACCACACGAAAUUUAUGUCUCUAAGGCUGUCUUAAAAAAUAAGUUUUUGAAAUUAAGAGAUGAUAUGAAUGAAUAUUACAACAACAAGAAAACAACUGGAGUGAAAAUAAUUGAAACACCACAGAAAGGUUUACCAUGCGCUAUACAAUUGGACGACGAUAUCUGGUAUCGCGGUGAAAUCACUGAAGUAGUUAAUGAAAAUCAAGUUAGAGUAUUUUGCGUGGACUGGGGACGUACCUUGCUUCAAAAUCGCGACGCAUUACGAGUGAUUCCAUUUGAAUACAUCAACUUUAAGAUGCAAGCUAUAAAAAUAUCGUUGAUGUAUAUAAUGUCUCAACCUGAUGGGACAUGGAAACGGGAAGCUUGUGAAACUUUGAUGACUCUUUUCAAUCAAGCAAGGUGUAUCACGGUGAAUCCAAAGAAAAAAACAGAAGACGGAUACCAUGGAUUGAUGCACAACGAUAUGUCGACUGUCGACAUCAGUCGUCAGUUAAAAACCGCAGGCGUUGUUAACGAUUAUGUUAUUAUGAACAAAUUUAAGAACAAAUCUAAAAAAUCAAGUUUAGGAUACGGAACAGAUUUAAGGAUGCCUAAGUUCAGGGAAAUCUUGAAUCCUUCAAUACUGGAAAAAUCUGAUACUACUGUCAAAGACUUCGGUAUUUCACUGGAUGAGACCGUGACUAAUAAAUCGGAAAAAGAUGACACGCUCAAAGAUCCGUUCAAGGUAGAAGUGCGUAUUCAACGAGUGCUUACACCGGACUGCAUCUUCGUUGCGCAGACGGAAUAUGAAAAAUCGAACACGAAAAUGAUGUCGGCGAUGCAAAAAUUCUACGAUAACUUUCUUUCCGCACCGCGGAGCAAUUGGAAAGAAGGCGCAUUGUGCGCUGUUUAUUCCGCAAAGGAUAAGUCCUACUUCCGCGCAAAAAUAUUGAAGAUAAUAUCUACAACAGAGGUGUUAGUUUAUUUUUACGACAUGGGUAUCGAGGAAACGGUGACGAUGCAGGAUAUACAAAUCCUCCAUUCGAAAUUCGCGAAGGAAAUGACAUACUGUUUUAAGGUGAAGCUGGCUGGUAUCCUACCAUGUGGUGGAUCAGCCAUGUGGCCGACGUUAUCCUGCACAAUACUGUCCGACAUUAUACGAAACAAUAUGUAUUGCAAAUUUUACAUCACUAAACCGAUUCAAGAAGAAGUUUUGGAUGACGUGAUACCUGUUGUACUUUGGGUAAGACAGUCUAAGGUACCAGGACCAUUAGCGCCGACUAGAAUAGAGGUCAAUUCUAUCAACCGAAUGUUGGUGGAUGAGGGUGUCGCUUUGCCCAUUAAGAACUACUUCGCACAAGCAGAUUCAAUUCUCGCUGCAGAAUUUAAACAGCAGUUAGAGAGUAGUAAUUGGGUCACGCCGUUCAAUGAAGAAGUAAAGUGGUUUAACAAAAUGGACGAGAGUGAAAUGGAUGAUACGAUUAUAUCGCAUCAAACUGAUAUGUCAAAUUGUAAUAAUACUGAUAUUUUAAACACUUCAUUUGUGAGUACCAUUUGCGAUACGACGAUAAAUACCGAAUGUGCGGUAAAGUUCUCGGACUGGUUACCACCAAAAGAAAUAACGGAGGAAGUGUUUCAUGCUAUACCAACAUAUGUGGAUAACAAAUGCGUCGUGUAUUUGCAUCCUAAGAAAAGUAAUGCUGAUGUGCUGCAGUAUAUAGAGUCCGAGUUGCAAAGUCAUUAUAAAAAGGUUAAAAUAAACAAACACAAAAUAUGGAAAGAGGGAGAUUUAUGUAUCGCCCAAUAUCAUCAGAACCAAAAAUGGUACAGGGGUAAAAUUGUAAAAGAUUUAGGAAAUAUAUUGCAGGUGGAAUUUGUCGAUUAUGGCAAUGUGGAAGACUGCGAGAGACAACAUGUAACGGAUCAUAUUAGACUGGGACAUAUUCCUAUCCAAUGCACAAAAUGCAUCAUAAGUGGACUAAGACCGGCAUCGCCAAAUGGUAAAUGGAUGUUGCAUGAUCUAGACCGCAUACACGCGCUCCUCGUGGAUCAGGAUUGCAAGGUGUCCAUUUUACAGCGCCAGUCCGCAUAUUUAAUUGUAUCGAUAACAUUAUUACGGCCAUGGAAAUGUGAUCUUCUGUUAUAUCUUGUAAAUCACAUGAAUAUGAGUAUCAAGGUUGAACGUAAAGAGUGGAAUGAUUCGGACAUUUCCGAAGAUGAAAAUUCGAAUUUGGACUCUACCAGAGAUGUUGUGAUUGAAGAUACAAUAAGCGAUUGCGAGAAGCUAUGCAUAGCCGAUAUUUCCAAAAAAUCUACCUUAGAAACAAAUAUGCAGGAUAUUACAUUAACCGAGAAUAUGAUGAGUGAUAAUGUAGCGGAAAUUUCAAAAAUGGAAUUGCUGGAUAAGCACAAGAGCAAACAAGCAUCCGACACUGAAAGCUCAUCUUCGAUAGACAUGAAUUUGACGAACGCGCAUCUGAUUUCUUCAACGCCGCACCUACAAUCGGAGGAAGAAGAUUAUUUUGUUUCAUACAAACGAUUGAUUAUUCCUCAAGAUAUAAAAUACAUUGAAUUAGUAUUAUUUUGCAACAGAGAUCCCAUCACUUCAUACGCGCAGCUGGCUGAAAAUAACGACGACAUAUUCUCUAAUGAGUUUCACGAAUAUUAUUUGCGAUACCAAUCCAUAAUGGCAGAGUUACAAACUGAUACUUGUUACCAACCAUUAAUUGAGACUUUUGCAAAAAAUACUCCAUGCAUUGCGAAAUUUACUGAUGAUAUGUGGUAUAGGUGUGUUAUCACGAAUAGCGAAAAAAUUCCAAACACUCCUUACGUAAAAAUUUCACUGUAUUACGUCGAUUAUGGUAAUCAUGAAGAUAAAAAAGUCCACGUACUCUCCAAAGACCACGAUUUACGUGUACCAAAGGAAGAAUGGCUGGAAUUACCCGCCAUGGUUAUCAAAUGCACAUUUUGGGGAUUAGAUUUCGUCUCCAACGAUAUUGAUUUGUUAGCGUCGAAAUUAGAUGAAAUAUACAAUCAAGCAGUUGUGGCCAAAGUUAAGGAUAUUAAUGAUGGAAAUAAUCUAGUGGUCGAACUAUAUAAGGAUAAAACAUGUAAGGAACUUUUUUAUGCUCAUUUAAUAGAAGAAGGUUUAUAUCGAUUUAAGUACCCAAGGAAGACCGAGGAUGACUGAUAGUUAUUUACGACUUCAAGUUUUUACUUAAACCACUGCAUUUAUUUUAUAUGAUUUAUAUUGAUUUAAGUAAAUCGAGAAGGAAUUCAUAACCAUGGAUAGUUCAUUUUUUAUACGUAUAAAAAAGGUUAUGAGUUUCUAAGACAAGCGUUAAAAUCUUAUUGUAAAAUCUCAUUUUAUAGAAAUACAUCACAUAUGUUAUUGUAUAAGAAAUAUUUUAUAUAAUUGUCUUUCUUACACUAACGUUGUGUACUCUUCGCAAUCUGUUCCUUUAGUACUAGGAUACUUUGUCUCUGCUCAGGCGGAAGCAUUGCAAUUUGCUCGUCUGACAAUUGCAACACUUGCAUUAUUAAAGCCGCCUGUGAAAAAAAUUAUUUUAUAGUCUAAACGUAGCUAUAGUAAGCAUAUUUUUUUACGUAUGUGAUAAAAUACAAGGGGACAUGUAAAUUAAUGGCUUAUUGAGUAUUUUAGAUUUAUUUGAAUAUUUUGAUGCGUGCGUUGAUAUAGCUCAGUACUGAUCAAGAUUUGUAAUUUUGUACUUGAAGUUGAAAUGAAUCCAUGUUCAUGCUUAUUAUCAUUCUUAUUCUCAAUUUCUCAUAAUACGCGAUUCUUGUUCUCAGAAACAAGAUUGAUCUAAGAUCAUUAAACGUUUUUGACAUAUAUUAUUUAUUGUUUAAAAAUAUAUUAUUUUACUAAUAUAAGACACUAUUAUUCUUAAAACAAGAUAAGAUACAUGAGCAUAUGUAAUAAUACUUACAGAAAUAUAAUUUUAUACUUGUAUGUUUUAAGAAAAUACAUUAUUAUUAUUAUGAAAAUACAAUAUUAUUAUAAUUGUAAUGUAACAAAACAAUCUAUAUAAUCAUAUGUACAUGUAUAUAAUUAUAUCCAAUGUGCAUUAACAAUUACACAUUAGCUAUUACAGAUUAUCAAUAAUACCCCUCAAAAGAUUUUUUAUGACUAAGCCAGACUAAGUUAAACUAGUCCCGUCUCUGAAAAAGAGUAUCACGCACUACAAAAAAAUAACUAUAAAGUGAGAAAUGAGUACGAACAUCGAUGCGUUUUAAUUUUAAGUUCAAAACUACAAAACUGGAGCAGCACUGAUGUAGAACCAAAAUUUGUUACGCGUUCAUAUGUGUACAAUUUUGUUUUUAUUCAUAAUUCUUAUUUUAUAAAAAGAUAAUUGUAAGGACAUUUUAUUUGUGAUGACUUUAUCUUUUGUAAUCAAAUUUCAAAUAAAAGCAUAAACUGCAACGUA
Molecule: messenger RNA, 6834 nt
Organism: Solenopsis invicta (red fire ant)
Lineage: Eukaryota; Metazoa; Arthropoda; Insecta; Hymenoptera; Formicidae
Gene: qin
Product: RING finger protein 17
Exons: 27
Coding region: 168-5579 (1803 amino acids)
Molecular function (GO): zinc ion binding
Source: RefSeq, a predicted model, not a curated record